CAUAUAUCGAUAAAGAAGUACCUGAUGGACAUUUCUACGCAGAGAUUUGCCAUGAACGGAAGAAGUAUGAGACUCCCUCCUGGGUUCAGGUUUGAUCCGGAUGAUGAAGAUCUUGUGUUCGAGUAUCUCGCCAAGAAGGUACUCCACCGCCCGAUGGACUUCGACCUCCCUGAGCUCCGUUCUUGCAAUGUUGAUCCUUGGGACUUACUAGGAGAGAAGAACAAGGAAGUGUAUUACUUUGUGAAGAAGGAAGAGCGAGAGAGAAAGGGAAGAGAGACGUUGUCGGGCUAUUGGGAAGAGUGUGAAGAAGAGGAAGUUAUGGAAUCUGGUGAUCGUGGUUGUAAUCAUUUAGAAGGAAGGAGAAAGACAUUUGCUUUCUAUAUUGGAAAAAGACCUCGAGGAACAAUAACUCCAUGGAUCAUGUACGAGUUCCGUCUUAUUUCCUCUAGAGCUACAAGGUGGUCAUUGUCCCCUCUGCCUCGGGGUGAGGUAGGGAAAUGGAGGGCGGUGAAGGUGGUCGUAAAGGAAGAGAAUGAUGCGGAGGUCGAGGAGGAUGAACAGGCGUCGGACGAGUCAGAUGGUGAAGAAGUUGUUCAAAGCCGGUGACAAACCGAUCGAGGUUGAUUAUAUAUAUUUAUAUUAUAUGCGCAAAUGGUUUAUAAGUGGCGAAUCAUUUGUGUUUAGUUAGUAACUUAGUAUUGGUAGAAUAUUAGGGAACAUCUAAAUGAAAAUGAGGAUGCUUUGAUUUGUCUUAUUGUCUUCCGAGCACUUUGGAAUGUAGGAGAGGGAACAAGUUGCUUUCACUCUCUUUUCUUGUUUAUUCUUCUUCGAUCAUAUAUCCAGUUAUCUAUUAUCCUUCAUCAUUAUUUUAUUUUGAAUUCGGGAUUCCUAAAAUAAGGAUCCCCUAAAAUAUACACAUGGUUGGCUCAUGCGGCUUAUUGACUUUAUUUGAUGUAGAGAUUUUAGACAUUUUAGGAUAUAUUAC
Messenger RNA from Thlaspi arvense, 985 nucleotides. The record is from the annotation of a GenBank genome assembly. NCBI's taxonomy places the organism in Eukaryota, Viridiplantae, Streptophyta, Magnoliopsida, Brassicales, Brassicaceae.